AGGACAAACUAUUGGUACCCAUUGAAAAUCAAGUCUAAAAUGAAGAUCAGAAACUCGUUCGCGGUAUUGCGGCCAGUUUGUUUAUUCAUUGUCCCGAUAUUAAUGGUGGUGUUGCUGCCCGGCUUGAUAAUUCCCUUCUGGAUUAGGAUUACAAUGAUAAAAAAUGAAGUGAAUUUAAUUUCUUACAACAUCAGUCAACAACUACUCUCUGCAUUAAUUGAAAACACUGCCUCAUUGUUUGAUUCAAUCAAUGCAUCGUCUGUCAAUUUAGCACGAUCUUUAAGCUCAUCGUUGGAACAAGAUGAACUGCAAUUCUCAAAGAUUGAAUCCGAGGUGGCGUCUACAUUAUUUCUAGCAUUAUCAACAAUUCCUCACCUAUCACAGAUUUCAUUUAUCUCAUUAAACGGUUUGUUCUUCGGGUACUAUACAAGAGGAGAUAAACUAUUUGCUAUAUUUUCCAACUCUACAUUUUCUUCCACCGGAAAUGAUACAACAAAGUACAGUUGGUAUACUCAGGCUGCAAGUCGUGAGACUGGAAAACUAUAUGGUGAAUCAAUAAAGUUACCUCCUUUUGAUGUAAUCAAUUCAAGUUGGUAUCAUGAAGCAUUGAAUGGUACAAAUGGCUAUGCUUCCAUAGGAUCCCAAUGGGAAAUUUCUCAAGAUUCUCUAUUUCUCAGUACCACGGGUAUGAAUGGAAAAGGGGUAGUGUCUUUAGGAUUUUCAAUGAAAUCAUUGAUUAAUUUCUUCAUUGAAAUAACUUUCUAUAAUGGAAGCUUAUAUCUUGGAACAAAAGAUGGGAAUGUACUCACUGGAGGGAUUCCAAAAACUCGUAUGAUCUUGAAUGAAAAUCAAGUUUCAUUUCAAUUACUAAGCCCUAAUGGUGAUGAAGUUGGAACUGUUGGAAAUGUAAAGUGUCGGGCCGAUGAUGGUACAUUUCGAACCUCUACAUUAAGCAUAUGGAAGAAGAAGUAUGUGGUUAACUGUUCACCAGUUGAAAUUGCUGGAGUGAAAUUGGUAUAUGUGCUAGCUUUACCUGAAAACUCUGUGGCAGUUGUCAUUCACAAGAACAUAAAAUUUGCCUUCGUGCUACUUAUGCUUAUCUUCGUUGAUAUGGUCAUCAUCAUAUUCACUUCUGUGUCAUUGAAUGUUCGAGCUGCAAUACGAGAGAUGGAGUUAUGUAUUGCGCUAAUAAGGCAAAAGGAAUCGACUGAACAAGCGGAAAGGAAGAAUGUGAAUAAGAGUCUUGCAUUUGCUAGUGCUAGCCACGAUGUACGCGCAUCUUUAGCGGGCCUUACAGGUUUGAUAGAAAUAUGUAACUAUCAAGUUGUGCCUGGAUCAGAAUUGCAGACAAAUUUGACACUAGUGGAAGCUUGUGCAAAGGACCUUUUAGGUUGGUACAGUUUCAGGAAUAAUAUUUAUGAGCAAGUUUGGCUAAGCUUAGCCCUUGUUUGAGACCCAUUUUUUGGGAUAGAAUGAAUUUUUGAAUAUU
Messenger RNA from Olea europaea var. sylvestris, 1489 nucleotides. Its product is annotated as histidine kinase CKI1-like. The transcript has 4 exons. The coding region runs from base 40 to 1452 and encodes 470 amino acids. Lineage: Eukaryota; Viridiplantae; Streptophyta; Magnoliopsida; Lamiales; Oleaceae. Gene Ontology annotation, cellular component: nucleus. The record is from RefSeq and is a predicted model, not a curated record.